Molecule: messenger RNA, 282 nt
Organism: Sphenostylis stenocarpa
Lineage: Eukaryota; Viridiplantae; Streptophyta; Magnoliopsida; Fabales; Fabaceae
Source: the annotation of a GenBank genome assembly
AUGGCGGACAAUGCCGUCAAGCAAAUUACAUAUGGCAAAUGGUGGAGGGGUCUAAAGAUGCCACAUUACAGUGUUAUGGCUUUAAUGCAAGUGCCUCAUGCUAUUACUCUAAUAUUUUGUGCAUCUCUAAUGGAUAUCAUUGCCUUUUUGGUGGAAGUGGGGAGUCAUUGUACUAGAAUUGUUGUGCACGAUCAAAGUUUUCAAGGUCUCUGCAACUGCAUCCACAACCGUAAUUUAAAACACUCUGGACCAGAACAAAGACCCAAAGUGGUGGAGAGUUAA